This is a messenger RNA of Torulaspora delbrueckii, 1806 nucleotides long. It is a transcript of the gene CUE3, whose product is annotated as Cue3p. NCBI's taxonomy places the organism in Eukaryota, Fungi, Ascomycota, Saccharomycetes, Saccharomycetales, Saccharomycetaceae. The transcript has a single exon. Bases 1 to 1806 code for a protein of 601 amino acids. Gene Ontology annotation, molecular function: ubiquitin binding. The record is from RefSeq and is a predicted model, not a curated record.
AUGUACAAGAGAAAGGUACUUGAGAUAAACGGCGAUUAUGCUCAAAUCUCUUUACCCAUCGUGAAGUUUCCUCCCUUCAAAUUGCGAGCAGCGCUGAUCGAGAAGGAUCCCGUCGUUUGGUUACACUGCAUAGAGACUUAUGUUACUUAUAUGGAGUAUCUUCUAUUUGAGAACAAUGUGGAAAAGAUUGAUGACCUGACCUACAAUAACCUUUGCAUAUUUAUCAGGAGCUAUCUGCACGAAAUGGCUGGAGAAAGGUCGAGAUUACUAAGUCUUGGUAUGAAUCACGACGUAGCCGAGCAACUCAGCAUAUUGAAGGAACUAAUUCUGACUCUGAUAAAAAAAUGUGGCCUACUGCAUUUACAAAUCUAUGGAGAAUCACUAUGGGAUUUAGUAAAAGUUUAUGUUGAUGAUAAUGAUACACAGGUUAGAUCACUUUUGGAUGGAUCUGUCAGACCAUCAAUUAAUACACAGAAAGUACAACGGAAUAGAAUACCGCAAGUCCAGCAGUACCUUAAACAACUGGUGGAAUCGGGCAUGUUCAAUAGGAUUGAUUUGAAAUCAUUUGAGAAUCUACUUAGUGAAAAGCCAUUAAAGGCUAGUAAGUUUGGUAAGCGGUUUCUCAAUGCAGCAUGGUUGGAGACUUUGGAAGUUUGGUGGGCCAAAGGUCAAGGGAAAUUCAGCUCAAUUGCAAGAGAACUGGAAACGGUGACUCUUCUAUCUGCCUCGGCAGAGGAUAUCGUCGAAGUAAGCAAAGAAUUGGGUAUAAGUAGUGUGGACACAUUGAGUCUAUAUCCAUUACUUGGCUGUUUCCUUAUCGAUGAAAAGUUUCAAAGCAUGUCACCAGGUUUAUCUGGCCUACUUCCUCACUUUCAUCUCGCAUUGCAGGACGAAGAAACGAACGAUGAAUCUUCUUACAUUACAGAGGAAUCGUUAGUAGCCAUGGGGGAACUCCUCCCUUCCUUAUCCAAAGACCAAUUGACACAUCUUUUGCAGAAGUUUGAAGGCAAUGCUGAAUUGGCUACAAACGCUGUUUUUGAAGAUCCAACCUUAAUUGAUGCAAUAGCGAGGGAAAUUUCCACUGAAGGAAGACCGUCAACAGACGAAGAAAGUGAUGGUGCUGAAGAAUUGGAGUUAAGUGGUCAUACAGCUGCAGCCUUUGAGAAUGAUUCAAACAAAGUUGUCAGAAAGCAGGUACCUGAUGAGCUAAGAAACAAAACUUUGACAUGGGCAAUGCAACUGAUGUAUCAGGCCGACGAGGACGAACGUGACGACACUUACGAUGAAGCAGAAGUGUCGCAUUCCGUGGGUAAAAUAUCAUUGGAGGAUAGUGGCGAAUCUUCAUCCAUAGCCGCUACUAGCUCAACACUAUCCAACUAUGAUAACAUCGAAAGAUACUUGUGGGAUUUGUUGAAGCAGGAUAAGACCCUGUUUGAAAGGUCAAAGAGAGGUAGCAAGGUGAGGAAGGAUAUGAAGAAGGACACAACAUGGUCUGAUGAGCAAAUUGAAGGGUGGGCUCGAAUGUUAGAAAGAUCGCCACAACGUGCUAGGAUCUUGGAAGAGAAGUACAUGUUCAGAGGGAACGUUAAAACUGGUAAGAGGGCUUAUGUGAAGAAAGAGCAGCAAAAUGACGACAACAGCCAGGCCAAGAGAGAACAGAAACCUAGCAGGCCAACUAACACCAACAGCCAGAAGCCGGCUGAUAAGAAAAGACAACAAGCUAGGAAUGAGAAGAAAAAGAGUUCUCGUGCUAAUCACAAUAGGAAAGCGGGACACGACAAGAAGCUAUCAAAAGCUGGGGUAUAA